Molecule: messenger RNA, 717 nt
Organism: Aspergillus puulaauensis
Lineage: Eukaryota; Fungi; Ascomycota; Eurotiomycetes; Eurotiales; Aspergillaceae
Exons: 5
Coding region: 1-717 (238 amino acids)
Cellular component (GO): plasma membrane
Molecular function (GO): acetate transmembrane transporter activity
Source: RefSeq, a predicted model, not a curated record
AUGGAAAAGCUCCAGCACCAUGAUGUCGACGCGGUCCGACCGGACAUUGAGGCCGCCAGGCUACGUCCCGUCGCAGCGGACAGUCGGCUCGCCAAUCCGAAUCCGUUAGGCUUCGGGGCAUUUGCGACGACCUUGAUGACACUUUCACUUUCAAAUAUGGGCUUUCGCGGGGUUGAUAAUCAGACGGUGUUCAUCGCCGAUCUCUGCCUUUUGGCUGGCUUUGGCUUGUUGAUUUCGGCGCAGUGGGAGAUGGUUAGGGGGAGUACGUUUGGAUAUACAGUGCUUGCUGCUUUUGGACUGUACUACGCUGGAUAUGGUGUGCUCUUGAUGCCCUCUAUGGGGAUCGUCGGGGCUUACGGCGGCAAGUCACCCGAAUUCUACAACGCCUUUGGGUUCUAUCUUCUUGUCUGGUCCAUCCUAAACUUCUUUUUCUUCCUCGCCUCCCUAGCAACAAACAUCCCAAAUAUAAUAAUCUACGGCGCUCUCGAACUGUCAUAUAUAUUCAAUUGCGCCUCGCAUUUCGCCCUCGCUGACGGAAAUGCACACAUAGGGACAAGCCUCACCAAAGCAUCCGGGGCAUUCGGCUUCGUCUCAGCGCUGGCUGGGUAUUACAUGCUGUGUCAUGGCCUUUGCCAAGGUUCACUGCCAUUUACGAUGCCAUUAUGCGAGACUGAGAGGUUUUUCCGCGGGCGGAGACCUGUCGGGAAGGAGAUGUAG